This is a messenger RNA of Durusdinium trenchii, 940 nucleotides long. The record is from the annotation of a GenBank genome assembly. NCBI's taxonomy places the organism in Eukaryota, Dinophyceae, Suessiales, Symbiodiniaceae.
GGUGAGGGCAGAUUCACUUUUGGAUGCGUGAAACUACAUUGAAAAGGGAAUGUCCCAAGCCGUGGCAUGUGGGUUUCACUUUCGCUUCCACUUGUCAACAUAUGCGGGACUGUUUGGCGUUUUGGAUCGUUUAUAAAAAUGCACCCCACUUGGAGUGCAAAACCUUUUCGUAUGGGGGCGUUUGAUGAAUCCAUUUCCCCAGGGUUCCACAGCCGUCCUUUACAUCGGGGCCAUGAAAAGAGUGUCGAAGGCAUUCCAAGCGUGUGCAAGUUCGAGCUCCGAGCGGAAUGAGACGGAGCAUGUUGGCUCGAGCUUCUGGGAGAAGAAGUCACUCUGCUGUUGCCGUGAGACGGAGGGAAAGAGCACUCCGGACUCGUGAGCGACGGCAUGAAGUUGCAGCUCGGAACUCUUCCUCCCUGUCCCUGGCGCCCUGAAGCCGAGAUCAGACAGCCGCAGCUUGGAAUGUCUUGCAAGUUGGAGGAGAUUACAGGUGAUCAGCCGUUGCUCUACGCCGACUUCCAGGGCCCUCUGCCAUCUGAGCAAUCUGAAGAGGAGAAGGAGACAGCAUCCGCUGAGAGUGCUCCAUCCUACUUCUCUUGGACGAUGCCUGUGUGCGAGGAUCCACCACGAAGGCCCAAUCGAUUGCUGCACGAGUAUCACGUCUGUUGCUUGAACCGUUCCUUGAAGGAGAUACGAAGUGGCAAAAGAGAUAUUCGGCAGGAGGUGUCCUUCCGCCGAGGCGAAGAGCCGCGCCGCUCGUCGUCCUCGAUGUGCCUGUCACGGGCCGCGCUGGAAAUGGUCAGUCGACUGAAAGCAGCGUGGUUUCAUGAGGAGCAACGAGGGUCGAGAGUCUAGCAUAGUCGUUCCGUGGCUUGCACGUCGUCAUUUGGACUCCAGUGGCCUAGCGUUGACUUAGCAAGCCAAGCCGUGAAGGUGUGUG